GCCUGCCUGCAGCAGGAGGGCACUGGGGAUGGCGAUGCGACGGGGAGGCGCUUCCCCUGCCCUCUGGCCAUGUGGGAGCUGGGACACUGUGACCCCAAGAAAUGCACGGGCCGGAAACUGGCCCGCCACGGCCUGCUCCGAGCCCUGCGGCUCAGCCAGAGGUUCCCGGGGCUCGUCCUCAGCCCCGUGGCUACUCAGUACGUCUCUGCCGCCGACAGACAGGUUGUAGCUCAGAAAGGAGUUGCAGUCAUAGAUUGUUCAUGGGCCAAAUUGGAAGAAACGCCAUUUAGUAAAAUGAAGGGAAGCUGUCUCCGACUGUUGCCUUACUUGGUGGCAGCGAAUCCUGUAAAUUAUGGGCGUCCUUGCAAGCUGUCCUGUGUGGAAGCCUUGGCUGCUACUUUCUGCAUUGUUGGGUUCUCUGAUCUAGCCAUCAUUCUCUUGCGAAAGUUUAAAUGGGGAAAGGUGUUUCUUGAAUUGAACAAACAUCUCUUGGAUAAAUAUGCGGCCUGCCAUUGUCAGGAGGAGGUACUGAGAGUUGAACAGGAAUUUUUAGCAAGUGCCCAAGAAAGAGAAACUGAAGAUAUAGAUCCAUUUGAUGUUGACUCAGGAAAAGAAUUUUCCAAUCCUAACAGACCAGUCUGCUCCACAGGAAUGGCACGUGAUGAAGAAUCUGUUGAAGAGGAUAGCAGUGACGAUGAUGAUAGUUCAGAAGAGGACAGUGAAGAGCUUGCUGCACAAACAUCCAAUAAACAAGUUAUUUGGAAGGGAGUUAAAAAAAGACUAAGAGAUUAAGGAGUUUAUAAAGUGAGUUUUGAAAACUUGUACAAUGAAAUCCUGCAUGUAAUUUAAAAUAAAAUGAAUUUAAAUGUUA
This is a messenger RNA of Pelodiscus sinensis (Chinese soft-shelled turtle), 871 nucleotides long. NCBI's taxonomy places the organism in Eukaryota, Metazoa, Chordata, Testudines, Trionychidae. The record is from RefSeq and is a predicted model, not a curated record.